Silurus meridionalis is the source of this 4628-nucleotide messenger RNA. It is a transcript of the gene runx1t1, whose product is annotated as RUNX1 partner transcriptional co-repressor 1. Gene Ontology annotation, cellular component: nucleus. The record is from RefSeq and is a predicted model, not a curated record. Gene Ontology annotation, molecular function: transcription corepressor activity. Lineage: Eukaryota; Metazoa; Chordata; Actinopteri; Siluriformes; Siluridae. Gene Ontology annotation, biological process: negative regulation of DNA-templated transcription; DNA-templated transcription.
CUGGGCCCCUCCCCCCUCCUCCUCGCGAGCUCCGCCGACUAGAGGCAGAAGUGCAGAGAAGCUGCUCAGAGCGCGCGCGGCUACGCGGACCGACGGCGCGAUUUUACGACUCGCACGCGAAAGAAGACGCCUUUAUAUUUUUGUUGGGGUUUUUUUUGGUGACCGGUUUUCAUUAUUAUUAUUAUUAUUAUUAUUAUUAUUAUUAUUAUUAUUAUUAUUAUUAUGUGUGUGGGUGGAUUCGCAUUUCUAACGUGAGCCGUGCGUACGUCUCCGCGUGCCCGUUCAGCGCGCACACGACCGGACACGUCGCGAGGACGAGGACACGGGGUUUUUGGAAGCGGACGAGAUCUCUCUGUCGUUCCCCCGGUCCAGGCGCGCGCCUCCUCCCCUCCUUCAUCCCUCCAUCCCAGUCAUCCGCAGCGCAUCUUGUCGCGCUCGCGACUUCCCGAAGGACAGACCGAAAGCGCUCGAGCGCAUCAGAAUUUUGUUAUUUUUCUGACGUUUUCAACCGGAAGCUCGAACUUCUCGUCUCGGACCGUACACCUUUAGGACUCACUGAGCUCCGGGGUUUCAAGGCUAACGUUUUACAAAAAAACAAAAAACAAACAAACAAAGAAACAAACAAAAAAAAAAAAACCGGGGGAUUAAUUUUGCCCUGGUGAAAAAAAAACAGCGUGACGCAUGGUGGGAAUUUCUGCCUCUUUUCAGUAUCGCACUGAGAAGCCCUCCACCAUGCCCGACUCGCCCGCCGAUGUGAAAGCACAGCCCAGGUUAACUCCGCCCACCAUGCCUCCACCACCCGGCACACAAGGAGCCCCCAGAACCAGCUCGUUCACUCCCACGACACUAACGAACGGCACCAGUCACUCUCCCACCGCACUGAACGGCGCUCCCUCGUCCCCAAACGGCUUCAGCAACGGUCCUUCGUCCUCUUCCUCCUCUUCGCUGGCCAAUCAGCAGCUCCCACCGGCGUGCGGCGCUCGGCAGCUCAGCAAGCUGAAGCGCUUCCUUACCACGCUGCAGCAAUUCGGCAACGACAUCUCGCCUGAAAUCGGGGACCGCGUGCGCACACUUGUACUGGGUCUCGUGAACUCCACGUUAACUAUAGAAGAAUUCCACUCCAAGCUGCAAGAAGCAACCAACUUCCCUCUCCGACCUUUUGUCAUCCCGUUUUUGAAGGCCAACCUGCCGUUACUGCAGCGAGAGCUUUUGCACUGCGCACGCCUGGCCAAGCAGAACCCGGCGCAGUACCUGGCCCAGCACGAGCAGCUGCUACUCGACACCAGCAUCACGUCUCCCGUCGACUCGUCCGAGCUGCUGAUGGACGUCAACGAGAACGGCAAGAGGAGAACACCGGACAGAACCAAAGAGAACGGUUUCGAGAGGGAGCCUCCACACACUGAGCACCCGAGCAAGCGACCCUGCACCAUCAGCCCAGGCCAGCGUUUUAGCCCCUCCAACGGGCUUUCGUACCAGCCCAAUGGCCUUCCUCACACCGCUCCACCGCCCCCGGGGCACUACCGGCUCGACGAGAUGGCUAUCGGGCACCAUUACAGAGACUCGUACCGUCACACCAACCACCGGGAGAUCCGCGAGCGCCCUCGGCCCAUCGGGAUGCACAGUGGCACGCGGCAGGAAGAAGUCAUCGAUCACAGACUCACGGACCGAGAAUGGGCCGAGGAGUGGAAGCACCUUGACCAUCUGCUCAACUGCAUCAUGGACAUGGUAGAAACGCGGCGCUCGCUCACCGUGCUCAGGCGGUGUCAAGAGGCGGACCGCGAGGAGCUCAACUACUGGAUCCGGCGUUACAGCGAUGCAGAAGACCUGAAGAAGGGCUCCAGCAGCAGCAGCAGUAGCAGCAGCAGUAGCCAGUCGAGGCAGCAGAGCCCCGCAGGGCAGGACACCAAUCCUGCAGAGAUUCACCGGGAGGUCCUCCACAGACCUGUAUCUGGCUACGUUCCUGAGGAGAUCUGGAAGAAAGCAGAAGAGGCGGUGAACGAGGUGAAGAGGCAAGCCAUGUCCGAACUGCAGAAAGCCGUGGCCGAUGCGGAACGCAAGGCUCACGAGAUGAUCAGCACCGAACGCGCCAAGAUGGAGCGCACGGUGGCCGAGGCGAAGAGGCAAGCUGCGGAGGACGCGCUGUCCGUUAUCAACCAGCAGGAGGACUCAAGUGAGAGCUGCUGGAAUUGCGGACGCAAGGCAAGCGAGACGUGCAGCGGGUGCAACACGGCGCGCUACUGCGGCUCCUUCUGCCAGCACAAAGACUGGGAGAAGCACCACCACGUGUGCGGCCAGACGCUGCAGGCACAGCAGCAGGGCGAGACGCCUAGCACGGCCAGCUCCUCGGGCACUCCCAGCAGCAGCGCUGGCAGCCCCGACGAUACCCCCUCGGCCGCCGCCACGCCACGCUCGGACACGCCUGGCACGCCGUCGGCGUUAGAGCCUGCGCCGCGCUAGAGCCAAAUCCGUCAAACCGCCGGGGGGACCGCCUCGCCUCGCCUCGCCUCGCUUGCUUCGACAUGCUAAUUCGGACAUGCUAACCGAGAAAAAAGCGGACUAGCAAUGGACCGGCAGAGCGAUCGCUCCGUAUCGGGUCAUAUUGACCUGCUAUGGCAGAGAACACAAAGAUAUUCUUUGGGUUUUUUUUGUUUGUUUUUUAAAAACAAAACAAAUCCUCACCGUCCUUUAACAACGCGCCCCCUUGCUACUAAAGAUUAUUUUUACGUGUUUCCUGUAAAUACGCCUGUUGUCCGUUGUCGCCGUUUUUUUUGCUCCAGCGCUCCUUUUCCUCUCCGCCAGCCGGGAUACGAAACUAGUCGACCUCAACGAAACGAAAGACACUUUACCAAAACCAAGGGAUUUACUUCAUCGCUCUUGUACACACACAAAAAAACGCGAUUAUGCGAUUAUAAGACAGACCGAGAAAGAAAGAAAACUAAAAGAACCUGAGGGGAAGCAGGAAAAAAAAAUAGGCAUCAGGGCAGGACACGGUGGAGGUGGAGUUAGAGGUGGAGCUCGUGAACUCGUGCAGCAGAUUGUGAAGGAACGCAGAUGUUCGCCUUUUUUUCCUCACGCGUCUGCAAGACUUUCAACGCUCUUCAGGUCAGUGGGCCGAGGAAAUAAAAGUCUGGUUUUUUUUUUUUGUUGUUUUUUUUCUCGCAGAGGAAUGUAGACACCAGAGGACCUCGAUGAGCAUCGGCUCCUGAGAAGGAAGUGAAAAAACAUCAUCAGGCAACCCAAAAGCAUGAGGGCUUGAAAUGUUCCUCGGCUCCCGCACCCUCAAUGUAUUUUAUUUUCUUUCUUUCGAACAUUUCCGUCCCAUCCCGUCUCUCUGAUGCUUAUUUAUUGUACGUGUAUUGGACAAGAAUUGUGAUGCAUAAAAAAAAGGACAAAAAAAGUAGGCCCAUUCUUCUAGCUGGUGCAAGAACAUUGCAGAUAUUGAGCAUAUCGCGAGCUGCUUUCCUGUUUGUAAGUGUUUGUGGUAGUUCCUUAGUAGAUGUUUGAGACACACACACAAAAAAAUCCCGUCGUCCUCUAAUCGAAGGAGACAAAAGCUAUCUCUCAGAGCUGCUGCUUCAAUCUAACGCCGAUCUUUUUUUUUUUUUUCUUUUUUUUCUGAGAACUAGCAUGUUCCCCGGAAUGCUAACAUUAAUGUUGCGAACAUAAUCGUAUUUGCACUGUCACCGCGACGUUUCCUUUCAGCAUGCUUUUUUUUUUCCCGCUAGAAAACCCAGUCUCACCUCACCGACUCCGCAGUGCUUUUUUUUUUACGUGUCUGUGAUUUUUUUUUUUUUUUAAAGGGGAAAAAAAUACACACAAAAAAGUCCUGCUUUUGUUCAUUCCUUUGUCUCGGAAAAGCAAAAAAAAAUGUUUUUUUGCUUUGAAUAGUGCAUGCACGUUACUGAAUGUUGGAGUAUAUGUUCUUUUUGUUUUGUUUUAUACAAAAAAAAACGUAUAAAGAAAAAAAAAAAUGUAUUCUACGAAUCGAAACUUUUCCAAAUGCAAAAGGGGUAAACAGACAGCUUUAAGACUGCAAAGCACCAGGUUACACAGUAUUACAAAUACAAAAAAAACAAACGAAAAAAAAAAGAAUUAACAAUGGAAGACAGCCAAAGACCGACACAAAGGACCAAAACUCUGAUUUCAAACGUAAAAAAACAUCCAACGCACCAUCGAUUUUAUCCGAGAGUUCGUCAGGGGGGGAAAAAAACUUUUAUUUUUUCUGUCAAAAAAGCCGAGACCAGCGCUGCUCAGCCUGGACGGGAGAAAAGCGACGUCACGUGUGACCCGGCGAGCAAUAAUCCACACGUGAAUGAACAAUAGCGAGAGAGGUUUCACCCAGAAUUCAAUGCGUUCGGACUCGACUAGCAGCACUUACACGCAUCUCUGACGCGUACCAUCAGCCGACAGGGUCCAGUCGAGCCAUGCAGUUCACGGAGGAUCCAUAGUGGGGCGCUAUCUCUUUUUUUUUCCCCCCCGAACCCUUGGUGCUAAACAUCCACCUUUGUUUCUCUCUUAUUCUGACCUAGAAUUUUUUUGUUUUUACAUCCAGUCGCUAAUAUGGACGGUGUAAUCAGGGCGGACCCUGGAACAUCUCUUUUGGUCUGUACUUUUUUUUUUUGUUCUCC